Molecule: messenger RNA, 838 nt
Organism: Oppia nitens
Lineage: Eukaryota; Metazoa; Arthropoda; Arachnida; Sarcoptiformes; Oppiidae
Product: pantothenate synthetase-like
Exons: 2
Coding region: 59-787 (242 amino acids)
Biological process (GO): pantothenate biosynthetic process
Cellular component (GO): cytosol
Molecular function (GO): pantoate-beta-alanine ligase activity
Source: RefSeq, a predicted model, not a curated record
AGAAAAUAUUCAUGAAUGGCUAGAAAUAUAUACCGGUGCUCGAUUACAUAGUAAAACAAUGGGACUGGUACAUACCAUGGGCAAUUUACAUCCGGGGCAUUUAUCAAUGUGUCAACGAUCAUUGAAAGACAAUGAUAUAACUGUUGUGGUUAUCUAUGUUAAUCAAACACAAUUUAAUGACCAGGGUGAUUACGAUAACUAUCCACGUACACUGGACAGGGAUAGGCAAUUGUUGGGGGAGUGUGGCAUCGAUUAUCUACUGGUGCCCAACAAACAGGAUAUGUAUCCCGAUGAUUAUACUGUACAGUUAAACGAAAUUGAACUAAGCAAGCACCUGGAGGGCGAAAAUCGACCCGGCCAUUUCAACGGUAUGCUAACAAUUGUAUUGAAAAUCCUGAAUCUGGUCCGACCUACCAGUGCGUACUAUGGCGAAAAAGAUUAUCAACAACUGCUAUUGAUACGCAAAAUGACCCAGGCCCUAAUGUUGACACCCUGGGUCAACAUAGUAGGCUGUCCUACAAUACGUGAGGACUCAGGCCUGGCUAUGAGUUCCCGUAAUAGUAGACUAUCAGUGGAUGGCCGCAAAAAAGCCAGUCAUUUGUAUGCUAUACUCCGUGAAUCACUGACACCGGUCGAUGCGGACAGACAUCUACGCGAACAGGGCUUUCAAGUUGAUUAUGUGAUCGACCGAUGGGACAGACGACUGGCCGCCGUCCGGCUGGAAGGCAUACGACUAAUAGAUAAUCUCCCGUUGAAUAUGUUAGGCAAACGUGAGACUAGUGUUUGAUUAUUAGGAUUAGUAUUGAACAUACCGUUCCCCAACCCCUACCCCUACCCA